AUGAAAUUCUUAUUAGUUGUCUUUUUAAUUUUCGCCGCUUUGUUGGCCACUGUCAGUGCCGACCGUAUGGAUCUCCAAGACGACAUGCUCGAGAGAAAGCCACACAUCAACAACCAAUUGAAAUGCGAUGUCUGCCACUACGUAGUCAAGGCCACUGAAGACCUCGUCUCGAGAAACUACACCCAACGUCAAAUCGUCAACCACUUGGAGAGCGCCUGCCACCGUCUCCCACACAAGUGGGCCAAGCAAUGCGAACACAUUGUCUCUGCCAACGCCGUCACCAUCAUCAAGAAGUUGGUCGCCCACGAAACCCCAGACAAGGUCUGCAAGCAAAUUCACAUGUGCAAGUCCAUGUUUGGUGAAGAGCCACUCCUCCAAGAUCUCUUUGAAGUUGAAUCCGACUCUGACUCUGACUCUGAUGACUCUGACUAUGAACUCUUCAACCUCCAAGCCGUCGAACAACUCGAAAAGAAGCACCACAAGUGGCACCCAAAGAACCCACUCAAGCACUUAAAGUGCAAGGCCUGCAAGAUGAUUGCCAGCAAGGCUGAAAAGUACGUUGUUGCCGGUCGUCCAGCCCAUGAAAUCGAAGCCGCCAUGGACGGAGAAUGCAACCACCUCGGUAUCCACGAAGCCGUCAAGGUCUGCAAGAGCAUCGUUCACUCCACCAUGAACCACAUCAUCGACGAAAUCAAGAAGCACGGUGAUGCCAACCAUGUUUGCAAGGCUGUCCACAUGUGUUAA
This is a messenger RNA of Cavenderia fasciculata, 744 nucleotides long. RefSeq lists its product as uncharacterized. The transcript has a single exon. Gene Ontology annotation, biological process: lipid metabolic process. The record is from RefSeq and is a predicted model, not a curated record. The coding region runs from base 1 to 744 and encodes 247 amino acids. NCBI's taxonomy places the organism in Eukaryota, Evosea, Eumycetozoa, Acytosteliales, Cavenderiaceae.